AUGAAAGCGAUCCGCAUAUUGAAGAGAAGGAGCGUGCCCAUAAUGGACUCCAUCCCUAUUCCAAGUCCUAUGAGUAGAGAAGUUCUCGUUAAGAUGGAAUAUUCCGCUAUAAACCCAGCAGAUCUUGCAACACUUGUAGGAGCGUAUGACGAGAAAUCAGAAUAUCCAGUAACUUUAGGACUUGAAGGAAGUGGCAGAAUAGAGUCAGUAGGCCAAGAACUAGAUGCAAGGCUUAUUGGACGUAGGAUCGCUGGAUACUUUCGAAUAGGAUCCUGGUCUCAGUUUGCAAUCUCUAAUCUUUGGCAUGAAAUCCCAGAUGAUUUGUCUUCAGAACAAGCUGCUGGAAUAAUGGUAAAUCCCCUGACUGCUAUUUCGAUUCUUAAUCUGGUAGGAGAUCAGGGGUCUUUUAUUGUUACUGCUGCAAUGUCAAGUUUAGGAAAAAUUCUCAUAAAAUUAGGCCUAACCCAAGGUAAAAGGCCAAUUGGGAUUAUCAGAAAAAGCUCUCAAAUUGAAGAGCUCAAGCAGCUGGGAUUAGAAAAUGUGCUUGAUUCAAGCAGCAAAGACUUUCCAAAGAAGCUGAAAGAAGUUUCAGAAAAAGAGAAGCCAAGUUUUGCUAUUGAUUUUAUAGGCUCAACUAUUACCAAUUCUUUGUUAAAAGUUCUACAGCCUGAUGGGACUGUUAUUAUUGUUGGAAAUCUCUCAGCAAAACCAUGUGAAAAAGUAGAUCUCACUAACUUGAUUUUGGAAAGCAAGAAAAUCAAAGGAUUUCACCUGAAUGAUUAUAAAGACAAUUUAGGUAACUGGGAAAGCAUUUUGCGGCAGAAUUAUUCAUUAUUUGUCCCUAAAAUCGCGUCUAUAAAAAACUGGACAAAUUUCCAGGAAGCCAUAACCGAAUACAGAGGCAGCCUUUCAAGUGGAAAGAUUUUGCUAAAAAUCGAAUAA
This is a messenger RNA of Blepharisma stoltei, 942 nucleotides long. Lineage: Eukaryota; Ciliophora; Heterotrichea; Heterotrichida; Blepharismidae. The record is from the annotation of a GenBank genome assembly.